CUGAUAACAAGAUGCUGCGCUACUGGGGUGAGAUCCCAAUUUCUUCCAGCCAGGCCAACCGCAGCUCCUUUGACUUGCUUCAGAGAGAGUUUCGAACCGUGGAGGUCCAGGAUCCACCUCUGCAUCAGCCUUCAGCUAACAAGCCCAGGCCCACUACGAUGCUGGACAUUCCCUCGGAACCCUGUAGCCUAACUACUCACACUAUCCAGCUGAUCCAGCACAAUCGAAGGCUGCGGAGCCUUAUUGCCACAGCUCAGGCUCAGAACCAACAGCAAGUGGAGGGCAUAAAGAUGGAAGAAAGUGAGCCUUUGCCGACCUGCCCUGGCUCCCCACCUCCUCCUGACGACUUGCUUCCGCUUGAUAGCAAAACGCCCAGGAUGCCGUUUCAUUUGAGGCACAGUGAUCCAGAAAGUGACUUUUACAGAGGCAAAGGAGAGCCAGUAAUGGAGUUAAGUUGGACUUCUUGCCGCCAGCUUCUCUACCAAUCCAUAGCUACCAUUUUGGCUCAUGCAGGCUUUGAAUGCGCCAACGAGAGCGUCUUAGAGACUCUGACAGACAUUGCUCAUGAGUACUGCUUGAAGUUUACAAAGCUGUUGCGUUCUGCAGUGGACCGAGAAGCCCGGCUUGGGCAGACCCCUUUCCCAGAUGUCAUGGAACAGGUCUUCCAUGAAGUGGGCAUUGGAAGUGUGCUCUCUCUGCAGAGCUUCUGGCAGCACCGGAUUAAAGAUUAUCACAGCCAUGUGCUACAGAUCAGUAAGCAACUCUCUGAAGAGUAUGAAAAGCUUGUGAAUCCUGAGAAGGCAGCUGAAGAUAUGAAACCUGUGAAGAUCAAGGAAGAGCCGGUCAGUGACAUCACUUUUCCCAUGAGUGAAGAGCUGGAAGGGGAUUUAGCCUCUGGGGAUCAGUCUUUGCCUGUUGGAGUUCUUGGAGCACAAAGUGAGCGUUUCUCAGCCAACCUGGAAGCGGAGACAUCCCCACAGACAUCAGGUGGUGAGGUGAAUACUUCCCCUCUUUGGAAUUUGGCCCCAGUGAAAAUGGAGCCACAGGAGAGUGAGGAAGGCGCCGUCCAUGGCCACCAUGGAGUCCUGGGCAGUGAUGUGUUUGAGGAACCCAUGUCGGGCAUGAGUGAAGCAGGCAGACCGCAGAGCCCAAACGGCUCCGAAAGCAGCUAUGGUUCUCAUUCUCCAGAUAGCUUGAUGGGAUCUUCACCAGUUUUCAAUCAACGCAGCAAGAAGAAGAUGAAGAAGAUGUGAACUUGGAUCUGUGGGUGAUGACAGAGGGGAAUGCUUUUGCAAAGUAUCUGGUAGAACUUAGACUGCUGAUCAACAAGAAGAGUUAUUAUUUAGCAGAGAUGUUUUGGAUUUCCUUAUAGCUCAAAGCCUUUACUAUCCUUCUGUCUGUCCUUCCUAAUAAUUUGGAAGAGCACAGAGACAAACUGAGGUGACUUGCUGAGACAAGGGGGUAACUCUUUCUUAAAGCCAACUGUAGUGGUAAAAUGUAUAUACAUUUCAAAAAAAAUAUAUGAUGUGGACUAUAUUGAUUUUUGUAUUUCUAAUGCCAUAUGUUUAUAUUUCAGAAGAUUACAUACUCUGGUACCAUCUUUUUGUUUACUUUUUGUUUAAUGACUAUGUAAGGCUACUGUUGGUAUAUGUAUUGUUUCCAACAAAUGGAACAAAAGUGUAUUUUCAUUGUGAAUGCAAUCAAAACAUACAUAUAUGACAUCCCAUUUUUAAAACAAACUUUAGACAAACUUCAAACAAGGUAUAUUAAGUGGUUUACUGAGAAAAUCUCCAUUCUAUGUUUAUUACACAAUUUUAUUAUAUGAUUCUUGUUUAUCGUGCAAUCCUGGUUUGUAUAAUUGUUGGCUAUUUGUGGAAAGCAACUUGAUUUUAUAAUAUUUGCAUAUUUAAAAUGUUCAGCUAGUCAUGUGAAAAGACAGUAAACUGCAGGGAAUUGAAAUGCUGUCCUAAAUACUGGAAAUGUUUUUUUUUUUCUCAUGCAAUUGCAUAGAAUUGCAAAACUGCAUAUAUGUCUGUUUCAACGGAAUGGCCUCCUUGCUUCUAGUACCUAUUUAGUCGGUGCUUACAGUAUUUAAGAUAUUGAUUGUCCAUUGCUGAGAGUUAGCUUUGAAAGAUAAAACCCUGGAGGAUUUCAGGGAUGAUUUACUUUUAUUUCUUUUCAUUCUAUUCCCAUUUUGUCUACUCUUCCUGGAAACAGAUUCCUGUUGGUUUGUUAUGUUAAUGUUGAGGUUCUUUUAAACUGUUUUUUUUUUUAAUUCAGAAAGGAGACAUGCUACAUGUUUAAUCAUUUUCAAAGUCAAUAUUUUCACAUGCCAUUGAAUUCCAUUGUUGGAAACAAUGCGGAGCAGGCAUUUUAAAAGUAUGCACAUAAAUACUCAUGAAGUACUUUGGCCACAUAAUGACAAGACAGGAAAGUUUGGAGAAAACAAUGAUGCUGGGGGAAAUGGAAGAAAAAAGGAAGAGGGGCCGACCAAGGGCAAGUUGGAUGGAUAGUAUCUUUGAAGUGAUUGGCUUGACUUUGAAAGAACUGGGGGUAGUCACAGCCAACAGUGAGCUUUGGCGUGGGCUGGUCCAUGAGGUCACGAAGAGUCGGAAGCAACUGAACGAAUAUACAAGAACAAAUCCUCAUUUAAACAUUAUUCAGUGUGCUUGAUAAUAAACAACCUAAUGUGAUCUCAAGCACCAUGGAGAAUUUCAUAUUAUCUAUCUUAUCUCCACUUGUGUUUUAGAACCAGAGUGUCAACUUAUUUUGGAAAUAGGGCAAGAGGUCUCACCCUACUACACAUAUUUAUAGUGUUAAAGUAAUUGUACAAAUGUGUUUAUAGCUAUGUAGACCAUUGCAUAUCUGUAAUAAAUUGUUGGGUACCUUCACAUAGGCCCCUUCCACACAGCUGAAUAAAAUCCCACAUUAUCUGCUUUGAACUGGAAUAUAUGGCAGUGUGGACUCAGAAAUCCCAGUUCAAGGCAGAUAUUGUGGGAUUUUCUGCCUUGAUAUUCUAGGUUAUUUGGCUGUGAGGAAGGGCCCAUGGUUUCUGACUCAUGGUGAUCCUAAGGCAAAGUUAUCAUGGGGUUUCUUUGGCAAGAUUUAUUCAGAGAAGUUUGCCCUUUCCUCCUCUGAGACUGAAAGAGUGUGAUUUGCACAAGGCCUUCCAUGGAGGGCCAGGGUUUCAAACUUUGGUCUCCCAGGGCCCUUCCACACAGCCCUCUAUCCCAGAAUAUCAAGGCAGAGAAUCCCACAUUAUUUGAGUGCGGACUCAGGUAACCCAGUUCAAAGCAGAUAUUGUGGGAUUUUCUGCCUUGAUAUUUUGGGAAAUAGGGCUGUGUGGAAGGGCCCUGGGUUAUCUGAGUCUACACUGAGGUAAUGUGGGAUUUUCUGCCUUGAUAUUUUGGGAUAUAGGGUAUCAUAGAUGUAGGGCAUCAUAGCAUAUCGGUUCCUGUAAUAUAUAUGUAUACAAAAAGGGUUAUGGGGAUAGUCAGCGAACACAUUUCUCUUGAGCCAAAAAUAACCUUAUAAUAAACUUAGGGUGCUGGGUAUAUUUAUCUUGGGGAAGAAAGUGUUAAGAGGGGACAUGACAGCCAAGCAUUUGAAAGGAUGCCAUUUUGUGGAGGAAGUAGACUUGUUUUCAGCACCUCCAGAGACUAACAUAGAUCAACUACUUCUAUCAACAGGAAAAGAGAUUCCACUUAAACAUUAGCGAUAACUUCUUUGUGUUUAUUGCUGUUCAGCAGUGGAAUAUGCUGCUUAGAGUGUGAUGGAGUCGUCUUCAUUUGGGGCCUGUGGAGUCUACCAAAAACUCAUUCCUUCUGUUAAUAUUUUUGACAAGACAAUUUAUGUCCUGGCAUCACUGUAUUCCUGAAACAGUUGACUCUCAGUGUUGCUUUUUCAAAUGUGUCUACUUUUUUUUGCUUGAGAUAUUGCAUUGCCUUUUGCAAAAUAUACAGUUUCUUUAAAAUA
This is a messenger RNA of Anolis sagrei ordinatus, 3975 nucleotides long. It is a transcript of the gene SUPT7L, whose product is annotated as SPT7 like, STAGA complex subunit gamma. Gene Ontology annotation, cellular component: SAGA complex. NCBI's taxonomy places the organism in Eukaryota, Metazoa, Chordata, Lepidosauria, Squamata, Anolidae. The record is from RefSeq and is a predicted model, not a curated record. Gene Ontology annotation, molecular function: transcription coactivator activity; protein heterodimerization activity.